Molecule: messenger RNA, 1931 nt
Organism: Musca domestica (house fly)
Lineage: Eukaryota; Metazoa; Arthropoda; Insecta; Diptera; Muscidae
Gene: TfIIFalpha
Product: general transcription factor IIF subunit 1
Exons: 5
Coding region: 122-1783 (553 amino acids)
Biological process (GO): positive regulation of transcription elongation by RNA polymerase II; transcription initiation at RNA polymerase II promoter
Cellular component (GO): transcription factor TFIIF complex; nucleus
Molecular function (GO): RNA polymerase II general transcription initiation factor activity; TFIIF-class transcription factor complex binding; DNA binding
Source: RefSeq, a predicted model, not a curated record
AUUAAGUGCAUCAAAUACGGUACGUGAGCUACUUUGGAUUUCGUUGUACAUCGCGGAUAAAAAUUAAAUAAAUACAAUAAAUAUACAAUUUUAAUUUGAAAACUAGACCGAGUUUUAAAGUAUGUCUGCUGUGGCCAAACCAACGCCAUCAACAAGUGCUGGCAGUAGUUCAGCUAAUGGCUCAGCAGCUGCAGCAUCGCAACCGGCUCCAGCAGCCAAUGUGCAGGAGUUUAAGAUACGUGUUCCCAAGAAUCUACGCAAGAAACAUCAUGUAAUGCGUUUCAAUGCCACCCUCAAUGUGGACUUCUCUCAAUGGCGUGCCGUGAAGUUGGAGCGUGAAAAUAAUAUGCGGGAAUUUAAAGGAGCCGAAGAAGAGAUGCCCAAAUUCGGUGCUGGCUCGGAAUACAAUCGCGACCUACGCGAAGAAGUUAGACGUAAGAAGUUUGGUAUUAUUGCCAAGAAAUAUAGGCCGGAGGCCCAGCCAUGGAUUCUCAAGGUUGGUGGUAAAAAUGGCAAAAAGUUUAAGGGCAUCCGGGAGGGAGGCGUCAGUGAAAAUGCGGCAUUUUAUGUUUUCACCCAUGCCCCGGAUGGCGCCAUCGAAGCAUAUCCCCUCAAUGAAUGGUAUAAUUUCCAACCCAUACAACGUUACAAAUCUCUCUCGGCCGAAGAAGCUGAACAGGAGUUCGGUCGUCGUAAAAAAGUAAUGAACUAUUUUUCACUUAUGUUGAGGAAGCGCUUGAAGGGUGAUGAAGAGGAGGAAAAAGAUCCCGAAGAGGUAAAGGUGAAGGGAGCCGGCUCAAAGAAAGCCAAGGAGUUGAAGAUUAGCGAAAUGGAUGAAUGGAUAGAUUCGGAUGAUGAAUCCGAUUCGGACAGUGAGGGCGAGGGUGGUGAAAAGAAAAAGAAGGAACUGGACAGUGAUGAUGAGAUGGGCAAGAAAAAGGGUAAAAAGGGCAAGAUUGGCGAAAAGAAAAAGAAGAAACGUGACGUAGAUGAUGAGGCGUUCGAAGAAUCAGAUGAUGGUGAUGAGGAGGGACGUGAAAUGGAUUAUGAUACAGAAUCGAGUGAAGAUGAACCUGAUCCCGAGGCAAAAUUGGACAAAGACAUGAAAUCUGUGGCCGAGGAAGAUGCCCUCCGUAAGCUGCUUACAUCCGAUGAAGAAGAAGAUGAGGAGAAUAAAUCAGACGAAUCUGACAAAGAUGAGGAGGAAAAGAAAAAGAAGGACAAGUCCAAGGAAGAAAAUAAAGAAAAGAAAAAGAAUAAAAACAAAGCCAAGGAUGUUAAAAAGGAUUCAUCAAGCGAUUUCAGUUCAGAUAGCAGCGAUUCCGAAGCAGAAAGCAAGCUUAAGAAAAAGGGAAAUUCCAAACCUCCAAGCAAACAGAAUUCCCGUUCCGCCACACCCACAUUCAAUAAUGAUGCCAAUAAACGUAAAUUGAAUAGCAUGCCAGGGGACCUUACCGCUUCCGAAAACAGCAAUAGUCCCAUUAAUACCCCCUCUAAAAGACCCAAAACCGAAUCCCUUACCACCUCGCUGCCCUCUACAUUUGCCGGAGUGGUUAACACAAAUAACAAAGAUGACUAUGGCAUUACCGAAGAAGCUGUACGCCGUUACCUAAUGCGCAAACCCAUGACUGCCACAGAAUUGUUAACCAAAUUCAAGAAUAAAAAGACUGGCGUCUCCAGUGAUCGUUUGGUCGAGACGAUGACACAGAUUCUAAAGAAAAUCAAUCCAGUCAAACAGACCAUCCAGGGCAAAAUGUAUUUAAGCAUAAAGGUUAAUAAAUAGUUGUUUUAUCUUCUCUUUUGUAUCUAUACAUAAGUGGCAUGCAACAGUUGCGCAAUUGUAUUUGUGAUGGAAUUUAUUUAAAGCGAAUAAAAGAAAAUAUUUUAUUGGAAUUUUAAUAAAAAAGUUAAAUCCACGAUAUAUAAAAAAA